AUGACGACCGGUACCGAUGAGUUAAUCGCACCUCCGAGCAGCCGUCAGUCUAGCACUGUCCCUUUCGUCUCCUUCCCUGAGACCGACGCCACAUACGACUCCUCUCCCCAGACAAUGUCGGACUGGCAAGGUACAUACCAUCAGGAUCUUGAGAAUGACCUUCGCAAAACCAUUGACCAAUUGAACGCUAUGAUCCUGGGGCGUCAAACAGAGCUCCAAAAGGAAUGGAAAGCGAAUUUGUUAAAAGAGUCCGAGCACCAGACCGCUAUCAGAAGGGUUGCCGAGGAGUUCGAAACUCACCCUCAGUCAUCCAACCCGCCAUCAUUCAUCGACGUAAAGAAGCGCAAGGACUGUGCUGAUGCACAGGACAGGCGUACUGAAGAAUUAAUACGCGAUAUAGAGCUAAAGAGGAAGGAGAAACAAAAAGCGCUGGAACUGUACAAGCAACGGAGGAUGAUAUAG
Molecule: messenger RNA, 462 nt
Organism: Letharia columbiana
Lineage: Eukaryota; Fungi; Ascomycota; Lecanoromycetes; Lecanorales; Parmeliaceae
Exons: 1
Coding region: 1-462 (153 amino acids)
Source: RefSeq, a predicted model, not a curated record